This is a messenger RNA of Acinonyx jubatus (cheetah), 7396 nucleotides long. RefSeq names its product urotensin 2B (gene UTS2B). Gene Ontology annotation, molecular function: hormone activity. The record is from RefSeq and is a predicted model, not a curated record. Lineage: Eukaryota; Metazoa; Chordata; Mammalia; Carnivora; Felidae. Gene Ontology annotation, biological process: blood vessel diameter maintenance; regulation of blood pressure. The transcript has 5 exons. The coding region runs from base 88 to 447 and encodes 119 amino acids. Gene Ontology annotation, cellular component: extracellular region.
GAUCUCUGCAGCAUUCCAGAGCCACUGAAGUAUUCAUCUUGACCUGGAUAGUCAGUUUCUCUGCUAGCACAAAGAAGAUUUUUUAACAUGAACAAGAUCCUUUCAACCACUCUUUGCUUUGGACUCCUAACUUUGUUAUCUGUAAUGAUAUUUUUCGAAUUGGUGCAUGGACGGCCAUAUCUUACCCAAGGAAAUGAAUUGUUUCCAGAUAAAGAAGAUGCAAACCACGAAGAACUAUUGCUGGCUCUACUGAAUAAAAAUUUUGAUUUCCAAAGACCUUCUAGCAUUGAUACAGAACUAACUGGCAAAUUGGAAGAACUUAACCAGCUGGAAAAUCUAAAAGAGCAGCUCGCAGAGGCCAAAGAUUCGGAGAUAUCCUAUGCUAUAGGUGGUCUAUCUUCUUCCCAUCCCAAUAAGCGAGCCUGCUUUUGGAAAUACUGUGUCUGAAGGUUUUUCUCUGGAUACAAAAAGAUAAGAACGUUAGAAAAAGAUACACAUCUACUCACCACUACUUAAAGAUUCUAGCUAUUUGAGCAUAAAGAAAGGAUGGCGUUUAUUCUGCAUACUGUAUGCUUAAGGUUUAAGUUGUGCAUGAUGACAAAUCAGUUGCACUUUUGCAUGGCAUGGGUUAUCAAAUGGCCUUGUAGUGCUAAAAUUUACAGUGCUGUAUCUAUUGUAUGCUUUCCGUAGAUUCAUUUUCUACAUAUAAUUUUGUCUCAUGAUGACUCUGAUUUUGAGCUAUCAAUUAAAAUAUUUUAAAAAGUGGGGCACCCAGGUGGCUCAGUCGGUUGAGCCUCCGACUUCGGCUCAGGUCAUGAUCUCACUCACGGUUCGUGAGUUCUAGCUCUGUAUGGGGCUCACUGCUGUCAGGACUGUCAGCAUGGAGCCUGCUGCAGAUCCUCUGUCUCCCUCUCUCUCUACCCCUACCCCGCUCGUGCUAUCUCAAAAAUAAAUAAACAUUAAAAUAAAAAAAUAAAAUAUUUUAAGGGUGCCUGGGUGGCUUAGUCAGUUAAACAUCCAACUUCAGUUGAGGUUAUGAUUUCAGGGUUCCUGAGUUCAAGCCCCACAUUGGGCUCUGUGCUGAUAACUCAGAGCCUGGAACCUGCUUCAGGUUUUUUGCCUUUCUCUCUCUCUGCCUCUCCCCUCUCACGCUCUGUGUCUCUCUCUCAAAAUUAAAUAAACAUUAAAAAUUUUUUUAAAAAAGUAUUUUAAAAAUCAUCUUGGAAAUUAAAAUAAAUUUAAUUGUAUCAACUUAUGGAAAAAAUAUGCAUCAUUGUCCUUUCUCUUUCUUAUGAUUGUGCUAACUACUAUCUCUUUUCUGUUCAUUUGGACAAUUGUCACUGAAACUACUACAACCAAAUGAAUACAUUACUGGGAGCAGAAAUAUAUGGUUUAUUAGACUCUGGAAGAAAGUGAUAUUAGAUGUCUCAGAGAUAGAAAACUUUCUUAUAAAACAAUUUGCCUGUUGGUUUCUUAAUUCUCAUCUAUGCCUCCUCCACAGCAUCACGAACUAUUUGAGACUCAGAAUGUCUAUAAGAGAUUAGCUUCGUUGUGCCAAAAAAAUAAACAGAACAAAAGAACUCAUUGGAUUUCUCUUGAUUCUUUUUUUUUCCUUUUCACAUCCAUAUAUCAAACUUGCUCUUGCUUACAUAUGAACAAGCUUAUUUACUUAGUCAAUUCAAGGCUGGGAAUUCAACUUCAAUAUUGUGUGUCACCUGUUCUAGCCCCAAAACAUUGUUAACAUAACUUAAAAUAACAUUAAGGACUAGACUAGAUGGCAAGGCCAGCCUGCUCACAUUCCCUUACUUCACAAUAUGGGGGAAAUGCAGUUUACCUACAUGAUAUCAAUUUUGUGGUGCUUAAAGAGAAAAUUAUUGCAGAGUAUGAACAAUAUUGCUUAAGUUGAAAAAAACCAUAAAACAAACCAAGUUGAGCGACAUAUCUAAAGUGCCAUAUAUAUACUUGUUAGGAACCACUCAAAUGUACAUAAAUAUUAGUUGCUCAAUCAUGCCUGAUUAUUCCUACAUAUUUACACCAGUAGUAAACAGAAACAUAAUAUUGUUAUGAAGAAAGACAAAAAUUCCCGCUUUCAUCAUCUCAUGUUUAUUACCUUUGGAAUAGUUAAACAAUAUGCAGGCAGUUUGAAUCUUUAGGAGUAAGACAGAAAGGUCUUUUGCUACUUCUUCCUUUUAGGAGAAUCCAUUAAGUUAUAUUUUAAUAGUUUGCUUUAAGAAAUUUAAUCCCUAAAGCUAUCUGUAGAUUAAAGGUAGAAUUUGUUAGACUUUCUGUAGUGUGAGUAAAUUUUAAGAUGAUGUGACAUCAUAAAACAUCCCUCAUAAAAAAUUGUUUAUGUAAUUGAUGACAGAACACAGAAAUCCAUAUUCACAGUUUGCUCUAUGAAGCUUCACAAAUGAAUGAGAUGACUCAUCAUAUUCUGAACAGAAAUCAUGUUUUAAUUUCCUGCUAUGUUAAAAUAAUGCCCUAUUUCGAACUGGUGUACUGUUGAUUUAUUUUCUACUUUGUAUAAAGUAGUGGUGGAAAUAACAUGAAAUAAAAUAGUUAUAAGUGGAGAAAACAUUUUUCUCUUUUUGUUCAUUAAAGUCUUGUAUAUAUAUUAUAUUAUGAGAUAAAUGCAUUAUUACACAUCAGAAUAGAGUAUAAAUCCAUACAUUGUGACCUCUGACUUUAAUUAAAUGGAAUGCCAUAAGCAUAACUUUGCAUUAAAAAAUAUAGGUGAUAGGAAAUCAAUUUGUUUAUUUCGACUUUAAACCUUCACCAUGAGAAAAUUUUAGGCUAAAGUAGGCUUUAAUACCUUUUGUCAAUGCAUGAAGCAGCAGCAUCCAAGUGGAUUAGAAGCUUACAGAUAACCAAAUGGGAGAAAAAGGGAAGGAAGAACCUCCAAGGAAUAGAACACAUUCCUAAAAUUGAACAGAAGGUUGAAGAAAGCUGGCAAGAAACAUUUUAACUUCUUCUUCAGUAAUUAUUUCAAAUAGAAAGUCCUACAGGAUAUUUUCCAUGUACCACUGCUAACUUUCUAAUGCAAGCUUCUGAAAACAGAAUUGGUUAGCUCUCUCAAAAUUCAUUUCUCCUUGCUAUGGCCCAUCUAUCACAAUUAACAAAAUCAUUCAUUUACUGUAUUUUUCUAAAAUUUGAAGACUUUCAGCAGUUGAAGAAAUUUUCCCUAAACUAAGAAUACAAAGCCAACCAUGUUCUAAGUGCAUAUGUUCAUUUCUGUGUGUCUUUGAUUGCAUUCUUUGGAUCAUACGUUUAUUCAAUUUUAGUUAAAAUUAACAGCUAUCCAUUUCUCACCUCUUGUAAUAUGAAUAUACCUUCUCAUAACAUUCUUCCUUUAUAUUCUAAAAUAAAACUCUGCCCUAUUCAUCAAACUUUUCUCCUCCCAUAUAUCAGGUCCAUCUGACAGUGGUUGCUAGUGUUUAACGUUUUCCAGAGGUUUUACAAACUUCGGCUACUCUCUGGUUCAAGAAAUAAGUUGUCUUUGUGUUUUAAAAGCAUACCCAAUGUACCAUUGGCUUAUAUACCUAAGUUGUAGUAAUAUUGUAGUUAUUGUUGAGAACUGAGCGUUCCAGAGUAUCAAAUUUUAUACUUCGAUAGAUCAAUUAAAAAUAAUUUGAAUCAUUUAAAGAAAUCAUUCUUAAACACAUUAUACUUUUCAAUGCCUUUUUAAACACAGUAUAUGAAACCAGUCAAACAGUUUCUUAGGCAAGUCAGUAGCAUCAAAAAGAUUGUUUAUUGUACUGUGUUAAAAUUACGUGUACUUAAUAAGCCCCAGACUGGUCCAGUGGCUUACUUUUUGAUGAUUCCUAGUCUUCUUCCAUACUUUCCUCUGUUACUCCUGUGUGGUUGUUCUCCUCAUAAUCAGCCACUGCUACUGUUAAUUAACUACCAGUUGUAACUAAACAGUUUUUUAAUGUUUAUUUAUUUUUGAGAAAUAGAGAGAGCAUGAGUGGGGUAGGGAAGAGAGAGAGGGAGACACAGAAUCCACAGCAGGCUCUAGGCUCUGAGCUAUCAGCACAGAGCCCAGUGUGGGGCUGGAACUCACAGACUACGAGAUCAUGACCUCCCAGACCGCGAGAUCAUGACCUGAGCCAAAGUCUGACGCUUAACCGACUGAGCCACCCAGGCGCCUCCUACCAGUUGUAAUUUAGAGAAAGUGGUUAGGCACCAUGAGAUGUCCAAACCUGAUAAAUGAUUAAUAUCCUUCACUUCCUAAUUCUGUCAAUAUGCCCUGACCUGCAGGUAUUUUUUUUUCAGUUCUUUGGAAUAAUAAAAUUGAUGGGCUUAAUUACUGUUUUUUUUUUUUUUCCUUGCUUACACAUCUUUUAUUUCUGGAACUGAGGCUGUGCUUUAUUUGGUUGAACCUGACUGUAAUUUGAAUACAUUAAGAGAAGACUAAUCUCAUUAUCAUUUCCAAAGAGGCUCCCAGGAAAAGGAUAAAAGAGAAGAAAAAAUAUUUAACAGAACAUAUACAAUAUUGUCUUUCCAUGUUCCUCAAUAAUGAACAAAUAGAUCCUACCUAAGUUUUACAGAAACAAAUCAGUCUUCAGUUAUUAUUCUUCAACUGGAUAAAUGUAAGUGGGAAUAUAGAAAGUAUUUCACUGUAUUGUGUUUUUUCAUUGUUUCUUAGAAAAGUAAAGUUUGGGGCUAGGUAACCAUUCCCGUUAGCUAAAAUGUAUAUUUAAAAAAAUAUCCACACAUUGAAGUGGUCUGAGUAAUUUAAUUAAAGCUGUAACAAUACUGUGAUGUGAUGGACUGAAGUUCAAACUGUGGAAAGGAUUUGCAGAAGAUCAGUUCCUUAAAAGUUUAAUCAUUAAGGAGUGUAAAGAACUUCACUGAAGCAUCUUCCAUGUUUCUGUGAUUUCACCCAGGGAAGUUGUGUCUGCAAAAACAAAAAUUGAAAUUGUUAAAGCUACGAGAACUUCAUAGAUAAGGGGAAUACCAUCAACUUCGCUUGAGAAGAACUAAAACUACAUGAUGUUUCAUUAUACCUUUUAUUUCUAGGACAUAUUUUUAUUGCAAAGACAAUAACACAAAAUUAUAAUUACAGAUCAAAAUGCAUUAGGAAGAAUAUCUUCAACGUAUAAACUAGGUGCUUAUUCUCAAGCCACAGUUCCUUUCUUUGGGUACCUGCUCUAUUCUAUUUCUUUUCCAUUUUCAAUCUUGGUUCAAGGAUGUUGCCAUGACAUAUAUAAGAAAGAUAAAGAAAAUCUGACUACUACUUCCUGUUUAUUGCUAUGAUAACAUAUUGAUAAUUGUUGUAUAUUUUGCUCAAAGGGGAACAAUCAUAAUACUGGAAUUUAAACAUGGCAUUUCUGCUCUUUGAGAGUUCUGUAAGUAUAUUUGAAUGAUAGUGUGUCAAAAUUGUUUUCAAAUAAAAAAAUUGUCAGUAUAAUAAAGCAACAUGUGCCUUACAUUCUUAAAAGUCUUAGUGCAUAUGGCAGCAAGGGGUAGCAUAAUCAAUAGUCCUAUUUCUACCAAAUUUGAUCAGGAAGGCACCCUGAUUUCAAUGGCCUAGAACUUGCUAACUGCAUUUAGAGAAAACACCUCUCUGAAUUUAAGUUGUUUAGAGCAGAAGGCUAUAAAAAACUCAAAACUCAAAAUUUUGGUCCAAUAUGUUAAUGACUUGAGGAAGACAUUGUGCAAAUACCAGAUUAUCUUCCUUUCCAAAAUAUAGCAGAGAAGAGGUUAGCAUUUGUUCUGCAAACUAGGUAACAUAAAGCAGCUGUAUCUAGACCUAAACUCAAAAUAAUAAGCAAAACUUCCACAAUUAGAACCAGUUUCACUUUUAGUGUGAACACUUACAGUGAAACCCAGAAGGUGAAAACCCACAAAUAAACCUGGUCUAAAAGAGCCUACAUUAACUCCUACAGAAGCGGAACAAAGAUUUUCACAGUCAGACAUACUGCUUCUGUUUGUUUUAGAAAUGUAUAACCAGAGAAAUUGGCAUCCAACAAUGACAAUUAUACCCUGAGGACCUUAUAGGUGAUGAAGAGAACUUUGGUCUAGAAGUCUAGAGACCUGAGUCCUGGACCUUGCUCUGUCUGAGAGCCUGUACAAUUUUGAGCAAAUCAAUUUCCUCUCACAGACCCAAUGUCCUCAUUUGUUAAAAACAAAACAAAACAAAAGGAUUGGAUUAAAAUAGACCUUAUAUUCUUGAAUCUCUUAGUACUUAAUCCAAAAAAUAUUGUACCAAUAAGAAAUAAUAUACCAAAAAUUGUUUUGAAAAGUUAAAUGGAAAUUAGAAAUCUAUUUUUAUGUUUUCUAUUAUUCAUAAACCAUAAAACAUAAAACUUCACAUGAGGAAGUAAAAAAGCAUCUGAGAAAUCCUGGUGAUCAUGGCAGGAAAUAAUAAAUAGAAACCUAAUGGUUGAGCAGGUGCACUUGCAAUGAUUGACAAAAGAGAAAAAAAAAUACAUGAUGUUAAGUUUUAUUCUAAACCUAUUCUUCUGUGAUAUACCAUCGUGAAACUUUAAUAACAAGGACAGUGGUUUUCAUGAUAGUCAACAAAGCUUAUUAAAUGAAGGACAUAAUAUAUUAAUUUGGAUUUCACCAAAGUGAUUCGGGAGACAUUAUAUUAAUUCAACUACCUUUUGAUAGUUUAGUAGCUCUCUGGAGUUUAUAUGGUCUAAAACUUCAUAUGAAAUUAUAUGGAAAUGAGUUUCCUGAAUGAUUUUUUUCUUAUCAUAACCUGUUUUGGCUUAAUUCAGAGAUACCAAAUGGGAUGUCCAAAGUGAUAGAGAACAGGUGGAAACUGAUCAAAGUUUUAAUCUCAGUGUCAUAAUGUUAUCAAUACAUCAAGAAACUGGAGGAUUGUGAUCCUGAUUUCAAGGAGUUACUUGGUUUGUAAUAGCAAUUAGUUAGAUCUUUCUCAGAUAUAAGGUGGUGAUUUUUAAAAAUCUUAAAGAGUGACCAUACUUGGUAUAUCUCUAGAUGUAAAGAAAGUCUGAUCUAUGUUUUGAAGAUGCUACUGCUCAAAACGCACUGUUUGUCACAGUAUUCAUUAAGCAUCACCCCCCCCCCCCCAGUAUUUGUGGACAUUCAGUAACUUCAUAACUUCAUUGAUCAAGAGCUCUGUGGACAAAAAAAGAUUCUUUUAACUAAGUCAUUCUGAGAAUAAGAAAGUUGAAGUAAUAUUGACUUCUCAUUGUGGUAUAGAGCAUUUGACAAAGAGAAAAAACAGGCAUGAUUCAAGUUGAGAGGUUCAGGGCUAAUGUGAUGCUCUUGGGGACUUUGCAAAUUUGGUUUAAGCAUCAUCUUGAGAGAAAUAAAAAGCAGAGUUUUCUCUUCUGUAGCUUGAAAUUGUCAAACAGUUCCAGGUUGUCUUACCUGCUUGGGAGAGAGGAUGCAUUCUCUGUAGCCUUUCCUGGGAAAAAACAUA